Penaeus chinensis is the source of this 1757-nucleotide messenger RNA. RefSeq names its product ras-related protein Rab-4B-like (gene Rab4). The coding region runs from base 119 to 775 and encodes 218 amino acids. The record is from RefSeq and is a predicted model, not a curated record. The transcript is spliced from 6 exons. Gene Ontology annotation, molecular function: GTPase activity; GTP binding. NCBI's taxonomy places the organism in Eukaryota, Metazoa, Arthropoda, Malacostraca, Decapoda, Penaeidae. Gene Ontology annotation, biological process: regulation of endocytosis; Rab protein signal transduction. Gene Ontology annotation, cellular component: endosome.
UCUAAGCAGGGAAUGUUUACACUGUAUGACAGUUCUUGUGAUUUUCUCUCUUUUUUAAGGUUGCAUUUCUACGAAUUCUCGUCACUGAUAAAUAAGAUUUCAUUUUCCGUCACAGACAAUGUCGGAAUCUUAUGAUUUUCUUUUCAAAUUCCUGGUGAUUGGGAGUGCCGGGACUGGCAAAUCAUGCCUUUUGCAUCAGUUUAUAGAGGGAAAAUUUAAGGCAGAGAGUAAUCACACCAUUGGCGUAGAGUUUGGCUCGAAAAUUGUCAAUGUUGGAGGCAAGUCAGUCAAGCUGCAAAUAUGGGACACAGCCGGCCAAGAACGAUUCAGGUCUGUCACUCGUUCCUAUUACCGGGGCGCUGCAGGGGCCUUAUUGGUGUACGAUCUGACUUCUCGAGAUAGCUACAAUGCCCUUGGAAACUGGCUGGGAGAUGCCCGCACACUGGCCUCUCCUAACAUCAUGAUUCUGUGUGUGGGAAACAAGAAGGAUUUGGAAGAAGAGCGACAAGUGACCUUCAUGGAAGCAUCAAGGUUUGCACAGGAGAAUGAAUUGAUGUUCAUGGAAGCCAGUGCACUGACAGGAGAAAAUGUAGAGGAAGCAUUCCUUAAGUGUGCUAAGAGCAUUUUAGCCAAGAUUGAGACAGGAGAGCUGGACCCAGAAAGGAUUGGCUCUGGGAUUCAGUAUGGGGAUGCCACUCUUCGCCGCCUUAACCGUGCAAAUAGUCAGCGCUCGAAAGCUGGAGCCGAGUGCAUGAGUUCCUCAUGUAGGAUUUGAAGGCUGAUGAGUAGGUAUAUGUAUGUUUGGACCCUAUGAGAGUUUGUUAUGGCAAAGAUUGUUUAAAUUUGACCAGUUUGAUUGUGGAGAUCUUCAGAGGGCAAUGUGCUACACUACAGUCAGAUAUGAAAGCAUUAGCAGUAUGUUUUAUUCUGAAUAUUAUGUGACAGAGAGCAUUAUUUUUGUGGUGGAUCACAAGCAGUGGAGAAAUGUCUUGUAAUCAACACUAAAAUUAUUUAUGAUGUAAACCUGAAAGAGUACAUGGUAUCAAUACUUAGUUUUAUUUUUUCAUUUGCAUUGUUUAUGUAUUGUGUAAGUGAAUGCAAGGGGAUAUUUUCAUUGGCUUUUAUCUUAGUAAUAAUUGGGGCCAAUUUCUAAUCAGGGAUAAAUUUGCUGUGCAUUGUUUUUCCCCUUUGAAAUGCAAUAUUUUAAAAAUGUUCUUUUUGAUCUGUCUUUUCCUUUAUUAUUUUCAUCAUUCAGCUAUAAAUAUCUAGAAAGAAGAUUGAAUGUAUUUGCCUUAAUUCACGAAAACUUUUUAUUGCUUCUUGUUUACAAAGAUAUUUUUUUCAUAUUGUGUAUUUUACCUUUUCAGUCAUUUUCCCGUGUAAGCAUGAAAUAUUUUGUGUAUAUAUAGUCAAUAGAUAUUAGAUUUUACUUCCCAGCAAUAAUCUAUUUUUGUUUUUAAGAAUGGUGUUGAGAAAGCUGUAAUUUUUGCUUUGGCAUGUGGCAACUUCUCUCAGACAAACUCGGAUUUGCUAUCUUUUUGUUUGUUUGUUUGCUUGUUUGUUUGUUUUUGUUUGUACAAAAUGUACAAUUUAGUUUCUUUGGCAUUAUUUAUUAAUAUCCAUAUCAGCAUCAUUCAGUUCAAUAUUCACAGUAAUUACUAUCUCAAGAUUUCACAAUAAAACCAGAAAAAAAUUAUAUUGAAAAUAUUAUGAUCAUCACCUCUGGAAGGCUUUCUCUCUCUCUCUCUCUCUCUCUC